Drosophila innubila is the source of this 1325-nucleotide messenger RNA. RefSeq lists its product as uncharacterized. Bases 70 to 1173 code for a protein of 367 amino acids. The transcript has 2 exons. The record is from RefSeq and is a predicted model, not a curated record. Lineage: Eukaryota; Metazoa; Arthropoda; Insecta; Diptera; Drosophilidae.
UAUUUGACACUGAACUGUAAAAAUACAAACUGUAAAAUACAAAAUAACAAUUUUCAAUAUUUUAAACAAAUGGCUGCCAUAGGAGAUGGUAAAAUAAGUCUGCGCAAAUUAGACUAUCCAAUGUGCGCAGUAGAGGCACUUUCCCGAUUAGAGGGUCUCAUUGCGAGCAGAAAUAAACAAAACUUGGCAAUGCAGAUCAUUUCCGAGUUCAUUUUCUUGGAGCGCUGCAAGGAUGGAGACGUGCGCAAGAUGCAAACGCUUGGCAUAAGCCAAAUGAAUAUAUAUCAGGAGUUUCAGUUGAUUCUGGCGCUCAUUGAGUACUUUUCGAGACCAGGACGGGAUGCAACACGGAAUGCAAUAUUUUUAUCUUUAUUUGGUAGCCACUUGACGCCACAGCGAUCCCGACUGUUAUCUAGACUUAUCAGCACAGCGGUUUCGGGCUCAGUGGCUCCGCUGCUCUCCUCGGCGGGAACAUGGAUGCAACAAGUUGGCUGCAAAUCACCACCGAGCUUAGAAGUGGCCCAGAGCAUUGUGAGCGAUUUCAUAUCGUUUUCGCGCAAAACUCCGGAUCAAUUAAAGCAACUACCAAUGGUGGGACCACACUUUGCAGCCAACUUUAUGGUUGCCGUGGCCGAUCUUUACCUAAACGAUAAGCGUGGAGGUGUUUUGACGCCCCCGCCCGACGCACUCCUGGAUGCCAUAACAGAGUGGACGACUGAGAAUCCGAUGCUGUGCCAGGCUCCUCAGCAACCUCUUGUAUUACCCGCUGGCGCCAUUGCAAUGCCGUUUGCAACCCCUCUGGCAGGAUUAUUGCGUUGGGUUGUGCUUGCCCCGUUGGUCUCAAAUCGGCAGGCAUACAGUAACUUGCACUUGUCAUUAUUGCACACCUUGAUGCAGUUGGUCAACAGUGGGGAGUCGACUCCUCUGCACGCCCAGGAUCUGUUGCAAAUUGUCACAAGUCUACAGAAAUACUGCGCCCGUUUGACUGUGGCAAAAGUAGCUCCCGAAGAAGACACUGCAUAUCUUAAAUGCAUGGAACGCUUUGCCCAAGCCGUCCAAAUAGCGCUGGCCUCCAAUUGCAUAACCAAUCAAAUUCAGUUACUUUGCGUCCUGGAGACUCUGCCGCCACACACACUUAUGAAAAUUGUGCUUUCAACGCAUAGGAAGCUAUGAUUAAACAUAAUAACAAUUAAUUUAUAAGUAAGAAGAGUAAAAUUCAUAUAUACAUUGAGUUAGUUUGUUAUAUAGGCAUGUACAAAUUUUAAUUGAACAAUAUUCGCUGAAAUAUCUUGAUUAUUUGAAAUAAAAACAAUCACACAUCCAAA